This is a messenger RNA of Benincasa hispida (wax gourd), 2512 nucleotides long. RefSeq names its product Pentatricopeptide repeat (PPR) superfamily protein. NCBI's taxonomy places the organism in Eukaryota, Viridiplantae, Streptophyta, Magnoliopsida, Cucurbitales, Cucurbitaceae. Gene Ontology annotation, molecular function: protein binding. The record is from RefSeq and is a predicted model, not a curated record.
CAUUAGUACAAAUUUCCGGACUAUUGAGCUUCAAACUUCCAAACUCUUGGCAACAUGCCCAACCCUUGAAGUCAUCAUCGAAAAUCGAAAUCCCCCGAUUGUAGUUGUUGAAGAUUUGUUGAAGAUUUCUGCUCUGAUUCAGAUUCAAACGCUGGAGAGAAAAAUCCUCAAUUUGCUUCGAAAAUCUCUCAUCAUUACAAAAUCCUCAAUAAGCUGCUAGUGCUAGUGCUGCCAUUGGAACUCCUUUCCGCGAUGAUUUUAAACCUAAGCUCUCAUUCAGAGCCUCAAUUGCGGCCAGUUAAUCGGGAAUAAAAAGAAAAGGGAAUAAUACUUCGGCCAUCUAUGCCAUUUCCCCCUUGGAAGUUGUAGGCGGAGACAAUUUUCGUCUUCCCAUUCUACAAUUGGUCUCAAAAAAUGGCGCAAUCAAACACUCUUCGUCUCAGUAACCCCCGUCUCGUGGAUCAAAUCUUGGUGGCAAUGCUUCAAAACCGACCGUUCGACACCCACAUCCAUUCUGCAGCCUCUACUUCCACCACCCACCAUCAAUGGAGUUCGGAAUCUGUUUCCGAUGUUCUAAGAUCGGUGCCUCGUUUCUUUUUUCAAUCAGCCCGAUCGAUUGGCACCCAAAAGGGUUUUCGGCACCGUGCUCCUCUUAAGCAAAGGAAAUUGAAAGAGGAGGCUUACAAGUUUCGGAACAAUGUGCUUGUUCUCGGCCCUGCUGCUCACAGGGACCCUUUCAAGGUCGAGCUUGGAUUGAAUAAAGCGUUGGAGUUUUUCUAUUGGGUCGAAACCCAUUUUGGGUUUCAACAUGACGAGAUUACUUGCAGAGAGAUGGCUUGCAUAUUGGCUCGAGGGAAUAGAUUGAUGGGUCUUUGGGAUUUUUUGAAAGAAAUGUCCAGGAGGGGACAUGGUGGGCUUGUUACUACUGCGACCAUCACGUGUUUGAUAAAAGUCCUGGGAGAGCAGGGUUUGGUGAAUGAAGCUUUAACUGCAUUUUAUAGGAUGAAGCAGUUUCAUUGUAAGCCUGAUGUUUAUGCUUAUAAUACGGUUAUCAAUGCUUUAUGUAGGAUUGGGAAUUUCAAGAAGGCUAGGUUUUUGUUGGAACAGAUGGAGUUGCCUGGAUUUAGAUGCCCACCUGACAUUUUCACAUAUACGAUUCUGAUCAGUUCUUAUUGUAAAUAUAGCUUGCAAACAGGGUGCAGAAAGGCCAUUCGGAGGAGGUUGUGGGAAGCCAAUCACUUGUUUAGAAUCAUGUUGUUUAAGGGAUUUGCACCAGAUGUUGUGACCUACAAUUCUUUGAUUGAUGGAUGUUGCAAAACGUACCGAAUCAAGCGGGCAUUGGAAUUGUUUGAGGAUAUGAACAAGAGGGGAUGCACUCCCAAUCGGCUUACCUACAAUUCUUUCAUCAGAUACUACAGUGCUGUGAAUGAGAUUGACCAAGCAAUCAAAAUGUUAAGAAUGAUGCAAAAGAUGAACCAUGGAAGUGCCACAUCAAGUUCUUAUACUCCUAUUAUUCAUGCUCUAUGUGAAGGAGGAAAGGUAAUUGAGGCCCGUGAUUUCCUUCUUGAGUUGCUCGAGGGAGGUUCUGUGCCUAGAGAGUAUACAUAUCAGUUGGUAUGUAAUCGGCUGAACUCAGCGGGUAAACCAAGUUUACUAGACGAAGAAGUGCACAAAAGAAUAAGACAUGGAAUAGAAAAUAGGUAUAGAGAAGUGAAGAAAGUAAAGCUAAUUAUGUCCAGGAAAGGAUAUAUUGAUGCCUGUAAUGAACAAAGACAGUAGCUGGACUUUUCACGGUGGGGUAAAGAGGGAUGGAUGAAAACAGGGUUUGGCAAUUGACUAUCUCGUCAUCCACUCCCAGCGGCCAAUUGUGACAAUUGCCAUCUGAUUUUAACUAAUGCAUUGAGCAACUAAGAGAUAGAAUAAGCAAUUUGAAGCUGAUCGGGUUAAUUUGAAUCAAUUUGGAGAUGAUUUGAGCAUCCGGGCUUCAAAGGAGUCAACAAGACCAAAAUGUCCCUGCUUCAGCAUUGUAACGCUCGUGGUUUGGCUUGGCCUGACGCUUGCCCAACGCUAUGAGACAGAAUGAGUAGCGUUGCAACGCCAUCCAUCAGUGUUGCAAACGCUAGGAGCUUUGACGGACGAGGAGCCUCGCGCGUGCGCAAGUGAGCAUCAAGGCAGUGUUGUCUUCACCCUGACGCUCUUGAUCAACUGCCUUAGCGUUGCAAUGCUAGUUCUAACGUUGGACGCUGUCUCGUUUUCUAUAAAUAAUCUCCUUCGAUUUUAGGUUAAUUUGUGCUGAAAAUUGUAUUGAAUCUCAAUGGAGGCCGAGGAGAGGUUGAAACUUCUUCCUUUUCCUUUAUGUUUUCAAUAUCAUUAGGAUAGAUUUUCAUUUUAUUUCGGAUUAUGAACGUGUAUUUGGAUGUAUCUCGUUGGUUUGUUUAUAAAUCGAUGAGGUAAUUCUUUAUCUAGUUCUUUGAUCGAACAAUUUGUGUAAUUCAAUGAGUUUUCUGUCCAA